AUGUUACUUCUUGUCUUUGAUGAAUUGAAAGGGUUCUCGGUAAUUGCGUCUCAGAACAUCUCGACAGAAGUAUCAGUGUCAGUUAGCUGUAACACCUGUCUCUGUUCUUCAGUUACUGUUGAAAAUCAGGACAUCCUAACACUGUCACCGUCUUCCAGCGUACAGUUGUCAGUUAGUAUGUUUUUAGCUUCUGAAAAUCUGGAGAAUAAAAAUAAUUGGUUUUGCCCACAAUGUUCCCUGCACCAAGAGAGCACUAGGGAAACAAGCUUUACGAGGAAUAGCGAAAUUUUAACCUUGCACCUGAAAAGGUUUGCAAGAAAUGGAGAACAUCUGGUUAAGGACAAUAAAUCUGUUGAAAGUUUUUCCUGUUCUAAUCCCCAUCUCAAUAUCCCGAUAUCUAGUGACUCGGGCACAUCUUUUAUCCAAAAGUAUGCUUUGGUAGCUUUGAUAAAUCACUCUGGAACAUUGAAUGCAGGCCACUAUUGGGCCCAUAUCAAAGAUCGGACCACAAACUCUUGGUACCUCUGCAAUGAUAAGGCAAUAAGCAAAGUUGAUCCAAGAACGCUUAACAGCACAUAUACUCGCUGCUAG
Molecule: messenger RNA, 591 nt
Organism: Hydractinia symbiolongicarpus
Lineage: Eukaryota; Metazoa; Cnidaria; Hydrozoa; Anthoathecata; Hydractiniidae
Exons: 1
Coding region: 1-591 (196 amino acids)
Biological process (GO): protein deubiquitination
Cellular component (GO): cytosol; nucleus
Molecular function (GO): cysteine-type endopeptidase activity; cysteine-type deubiquitinase activity
Source: RefSeq, a predicted model, not a curated record